This is a messenger RNA of Phytophthora sojae, 360 nucleotides long. RefSeq lists its product as hypothetical. The coding region runs from base 1 to 360 and encodes 119 amino acids. The record is from RefSeq and is a predicted model, not a curated record. The transcript has 2 exons. NCBI's taxonomy places the organism in Eukaryota, Oomycota, Peronosporomycetes, Peronosporales, Peronosporaceae.
AUGGAGAGCAGCUACCUGCGCGCCGCGAUGGCGCUGUCGGCGGCGGGUAUGGUGCUCGUGCCCGUGUUCGGCCUGCUGCUGCGCUUCCAGCCAGCGUUCGUGCACGGCCUGCGCGUGAGCUCCAGCUCCGCGGAGGUGAACUGCUACAUCGUAGGCGGCCUGUACGCCGGCGUGUUCCUCGUCUGCGGCCUGCUGCUGGCGCUCAGGACUCGCGGCUGCUUCGACAACGAGCAGGACGUCACUCAAGACGGCAUCACGAGGAGAAACCAGCGCUACGGACUUCGCUUCGUGGAGCUGGAGAGCAAGGAGUUCACUCUGGAGCUGCCCACCAAGUUCCCGACCAAAGCUGAUUCAGUGUAG